Molecule: messenger RNA, 2242 nt
Organism: Diachasmimorpha longicaudata
Lineage: Eukaryota; Metazoa; Arthropoda; Insecta; Hymenoptera; Braconidae
Exons: 5
Coding region: 223-1467 (414 amino acids)
Source: RefSeq, a predicted model, not a curated record
GGAGCGGCACGGACAAACCGACGCACCUCUCCUGAGUGUUCCUCUCCCUCACCAGCGCACCUACACACCGACAAAAUGACUAUAAACGCGUAUGAUAGUGGACUACCAUUGCGAGAUGACACCGCUCGCUCGCGACACGCGAAAGGUGGUAGAGGAGUCCUUGGACCGCUAGUUGUGAUGGCUAAAUCAUACUAUUCGAUUGAAUUCUAGACGGAUGUCGCGAUGACACUGCACUGGUGGAUGCACUGGUUCUGGGUGACCGCACAAUUUGCUGUCAUUCUUGGCGUUCCUCUUCCAUCAACAACUGAAGAACCUCACCUCGAGCGGGACUCGAGCUUGUCAUGGAGGGCAAUAACAGUGCGAAUGACCUCAGAACCACCGGUCCGAUCAAGCAUGAGGAUUGCCAAGGCGAUAAGUUCCUACGAGCCGUCCAUUAAAGUCAACUCCGUGGGCCUGGCUGGUCCAGUGCUCCGCCGGCAGUCAUUCAAUGCUUCCAAGCUUAUUAAAAAAAUACAGAUGAUGCCUGUAUCACCACCCCCCAUGAGCACCCACUUCCCCAUCCCCGAGGUCCAGCGCCCGAGCUUCAACCUCGUGAAAAAUCUCCAGCAGGAUUUUGGAGACGGCGGAUUUCGAGGGAACGAUGAGAUUUUCCCCAAAAGAAAGGAUCAGAGCUGGGAAAUUUUACCCAGUUCUGUCAAGAAUACCAGAAUCACUUGGCUACUGACCACCCUGCGGCCUGUCCGAAGGCGAACCGAAGAGCUAGAGGAGGAGGAAAUUGAGGAAAAAUUCAGCAAUCUGAGUACAGUUGAGGAGAGAGAUCUAACGGUUCUGCCACUUAGACUCGAAGAGACUCGUUUCAAACUGGUUGUUAACAGAAGUCGAACUAUAAACGGAGAUACGGACACUGUAUCUUUUAGUAGUCGAACGUUUAAUGGCUCCGAGGACAUUGAGAUUGAUCAGGAGUUGGCGGAACCGAGAAUAGCCUCGGCAACGGCAUCACCAGUUGUGCAAUCUGGUUUGGCAGAGUCUACGAGGCUGAGUAGAGCCAGGAGUGCAUUCACUAAUGACUUCCACAGGGACAGGGCACAGGACAGAUCUUCCCAGGAUGAUGAUGACGAUGUGAUUGACGGCAAUGGGAUUUCUGCGGGGGUCACUGCUGAGAGUGCUACAACGUCUUCGGUGGACAUUCCUGCUAUCACAGUAAGCUGCCUCUCUAUGGUUCUUCUGUUGAGCACCAUGGGGAGCAUUGGGUUUGUUAUGUACAGGAAAAAGUACUUGAAUCCGCCUCAGACGUUGAACAGUGACAAGUGCAGUAAUCCUGACAGCUCUGGGUACAUCGAUGAUUCCACUAUUCGUGACAAUUCCGAGGAAAUGUACAGCCUGGACAACGAUUCAUUCCUCAACUCUCUCGAGGCGAUGACAAUACAAAAUUACUGGACAGACAGCGUCAAGCAUACCAAGCUGUGACGCCAAUGGUAAAAGUGAGCUAAGAAUUGCAUAUCUGGGAGAAAUUGACUUGAAAUUUUUGCGGAGAAUUUCCAAAACUUAAACAAAAUUACAAAAGAGUAAUACUAACUUUGGCUCGUUAACGAAACGCUAGUAUUAGCCGAAUAGUGCAAUAAAUUUUCGUGUACUUAAAUGUAUCAUGUAGGUGAAACGAUAAGGGAAGUUUUUUUCUGUGUGUGUGCAGAGGAAAGUGGAAAUGAUGUAGUUUAAGUACAAAUAAGACUUUUAGGAACGACGUAGAUAUUUUUCUCGAUGAAAAAAUAAUUGAGAAAAAUGAAAUUGUAAACAUUGUGUACAUAACAAACCAUUUAUGGUUUCAAUUAUUCUUUAAAAUAUGAUGGCACUGCGUUCUCUAUUCCACCUUGUAAUUCGUCUGCUUUUUUAUGUUAUCGAAUCAAUUUUGCCUAAUAGGUUUUAAUAAUUUUCAAACAAACAAUUGUUACAUUCGUUGAUUUAUGAGUUGAUAAUUACUAACGAAAGAUCGGACCAAGAUGUACGUAGUUGAUAGUCAAUUUGCCUUUAUAACAUAUCCACUAACCGACUAAUUGAUUCCAUGUUUACUCUUGAUCCGUGUCAGCAAUUGAAAAUACGUAUGAAAGAAAUUUGAGAAAAAAUAAUGAACAUUCAAUGCACUGUUUAAUUUUAAAUGAUCCUAGGAUUAUUUAAGAAUUAUAUUUAUAUACGAAUUUUUCCCCCAAUUUCAUGAAUAAUGAAUAAAUGAUAUAUAUUACAUUAA